AGUAUUUCGCACCGCGGACACAUGACGGCGACAGCAAUUGCUAGAGAAAUGUUCCUACGCCCGGCGCGCAAUUGCACACGUUCAAUUAACACUUCAGCUCGCGCAAUAUCGGCCCGACAGCCAUUAUACGCACCAAACGAAGCUUUCCGCAAUCGGCAAAACACGUUUCCUAAAUUUUCGAGCAACCAGUCAUACACCAUCAAACGCUCGAUAGCCACCUUCCCGCCUCACCUUCAACAACUCGGCUCCUCUGAACGGAUCUCAACAUCCAAAAUGGCAGGCGACGAUCACUACCUCACGCUGUCAUGUCCCGACAAAGCCGGCAUCGUCUACGCUGUCACGGGCCUGUUGGCAAAAGAGAACCUCACCAUCCUGGACCUGCAGCAAUUCUCCGACCCAGACUCAAAGACCUUCUUCAUGCGCGUGCAUUUCGGCCAUGCGUCUGAACUCACCGCGCUCCAGGACUCCAUGUCCAAGCUAGCCUCAGAGAUGAAAAUGGACUACCAGAUCCGCCGCGUGGACGCAAAGCCCAAGGUCCUCAUCAUGGUAUCCAAAAUCGGCCACUGUUUAAACGACCUGUUAUUCCGCGUCAAAUCCGGACAAUUGAAGAUCGAUGUGCCCGUCAUCGUCUCCAACCACCCCGAGUUCGCCGACAUGGCCAAGUCACAUGGCAUUGAAUUCCACCACCUACCCGUUACCAAGGACACCAAAGUGCAGCAGGAGACGCAGAUUCUGGACCUGGUUGCCAAGCACAAUAUCGACCUUGUUGUCCUGGCGCGUUACAUGCAAGUCCUCUCGCCGCGCCUGUGCACGGAAAUGUCCGGCAAGAUUAUCAAUAUCCACCACUCCUUCCUUCCCAGCUUCAAGGGCGCGAAGCCGUAUCAUCAGGCGUAUGAGCGUGGUGUCAAGAUCAUUGGCGCGUCGGCGCAUUUCGUGACUGCGGAUUUGGACGAGGGCCCAAUUAUCGAGCAACGCGUUGCGAGGGUAGAUCAUGCGCUUAAUGCGAAGGAACUAGUUGAGGAGGGCAGCAACGUGGAGAGCCAGGUUCUUGCUGCUGCUGUCAAGUGGUGGAGUGAGAAGAGGGUGUUUUUGAAUGGCGCAAAGACCGUGGUGUUCAAUUAGAUGGCAGGUCGGCCGGCAAGAAAAGCAAAGAAAGAGCCUCGAUGUUAUUUGACCAGUCUCUUCUGUUCCUUUUCGUCUUAGACUUUGGCUUUCUUUGAGAGAGCCAUGUUAUUAUCAUUGGCUAAUUGCAGACAGCUCCCAAGAUAAGAAGUUGAUACGGAAGGUUAGGCAGAUUAGAAUUCCUGUACAUAGCUCGAUUCAAAAACAGAAAUUUAAACUACAACCGAGGUACAGGACUCGUGAUCCUAUCAACUGCCUACUCACAUUA
This is a messenger RNA of Cucurbitaria berberidis CBS 394.84, 1390 nucleotides long. RefSeq names its product Formyltetrahydrofolate deformylase. Bases 22 to 1122 code for a protein of 366 amino acids. Gene Ontology annotation, molecular function: formyltetrahydrofolate deformylase activity. The record is from RefSeq and is a predicted model, not a curated record. NCBI's taxonomy places the organism in Eukaryota, Fungi, Ascomycota, Dothideomycetes, Pleosporales, Cucurbitariaceae. Gene Ontology annotation, biological process: 'de novo' IMP biosynthetic process. The transcript has a single exon.